This is a messenger RNA of Lytechinus pictus (painted urchin), 7355 nucleotides long. Its product is annotated as MAM and LDL-receptor class A domain-containing protein 1-like. Gene Ontology annotation, cellular component: membrane. Bases 270 to 7355 code for a protein of 2361 amino acids. The transcript is spliced from 46 exons. The record is from RefSeq and is a predicted model, not a curated record. NCBI's taxonomy places the organism in Eukaryota, Metazoa, Echinodermata, Echinoidea, Temnopleuroida, Toxopneustidae.
CACCUGAGGCAUCACCUGACUACACAUUCAAACCCCUGUCAUGUGACUUUGAGGAUGACAUAUGUUCAUGGACUGAUGACCAAUCAGAUGACUUUGAUUGGAGGCGUGGUCGAUCAGGUGACAGUGGUUGGGGAACAGGUCCUAGUCAAGAUCAUACCAGUGGAACGGGAUACUACUUGUAUACCCAGUCUGGGAAUCAUUACUAUGAAAGUGCAAGGUUGAUCUCCCCCGUGCAAGAUGGAAGGACCGAACCCGUCAUAUGCCUCCAGAUGUGGUAUAACCUGAAUGGGGAGAAUAUGGGCUCACUCAAAAUCAAAUGGAGGGGUGAGAAUGACAAUUCAGAUGGAGGGACAUUGUGGAUGAGAGAAGGGAAUACAGGAGAUUUCUGGCAGAUUGCAAACAUUGACUUUUACCCACCUAAGGAUCUUUUUGAGUUCCAAAUAGAAGGGACGAUUGGUGAUAAUAUUUUCAGUGACAUGGCAAUCGAUGAUAUCACAGCCUACCUUGGACCCUGCCCAGCAACAAGGAAAUGUGACUUCCGUUAUGAUAUGUGCGGUUGGAUGCAGGAGACUGUCCUAGAUGAUUUUGAUUGGUCAAGAGGUACAGGGUUUGACUAUCCUCGACCGGGAAUGAAUCUUCCUGAUCACAGCCUUGGAACACCUAAUGGUUACUUCAUCUAUGCAAACCACUCUGAGAUGGUUAGUGAAGAAGAUCGAGCAAUCCUGUACUCCAAAGAUAUCCCCGCAACGUCUGAGGGUGACUGUAUGACUUUCUGGUAUCAUCAUAAAGGAUUGAGCACUCUCAGGGUGUGGGAACGUGUUGGUAAUACCUUGAUAGGACCGUACUGGGAGACACAACCUGGUGGACUCUUCAAUGAUUGGAUGAUGGAUAGGGUCACACUGAAGGCUACUUCUUCUUUCAAGGUUGCUUUUGAGGCUGUGAUUGGACCCACUUUAGAUGGUGAAGAUGGAGAAAUUGCAAUUGAUGAUAUCAAUCUAGAAAUAGGGCCAUGCGUGGCACAAGGUUUCUGUGACUUUGAAGAUGAUACGUGUCUAUGGGAUAAUGUGUACGGUGGUGAUGAUUUGAAUUGGUAUAGAAACCAAGGAGGUACUGAUACCAGUAACACAGGACCAGAUGUGGACCAUACCACCGGAAGAUACCAAGGAUGGUACAUGCUGUUCCCUGUAGGCUUCGAGGCUGAGGGUCGUAGAGCAUGGUUUGUCAGUGAACCACAACCUCCUACCCAGGGUGGCUGUUUUCAAUUCUGGUAUCACAUGUAUGGUGAACAUAUAGGAGAGCUGAAUGUAUAUGCUGAAGAUCUGGUUAGUGAAAUCAGAGGAUUGGAGUGGAACAUGACAGGUAACCAAGGCAACCAAUGGGUCAAAGGUCAAAUCAACCUGAACCAGGUUACUGCAUUUAGUAUUAUCUUCGAGGGCGUCGUUGGGACGGGUUCUACCGGUGAUAUUGCUAUUGAUGAUGCAUUCUUCUUGCCUGAUCAGACCUGCAAUGACACUAGUCCUGUCAACUGUGAUUUUGAAGAUGAUUGGUGUGACUAUUCCCAAGAUGACAGUGAAGAUUUUGAUUGGAGAAGAAUACAAGGCACAUCUCAACCUGAUGAUAAGUAUCCUAAGAUUGAUCAUACGCUGGGAGAUGGUACAGGCUGGUACAUUUACAUUGAUACGUCCUCCCAGUCAACUGGUGACAUUGCCCGUAUUCUCACCCCGCUCCAACCCGUUACAUCACAACAAUGCCUCAUUCUAUGGUACCAUAUGUUUGGUGCCUCACUAGAAACUUUAAAUAUCUAUUUAAGAAGGAAUGAUGCAAAUGAUAGCUAUGUUGGUGAUCUAGUAUGGACAACACAAGGUGAUAGAGCAGAUCAAUGGAUUGAAGCACAGAUAAGUGUUGCUGAAGCUGUGCCUUACCAGGUUGUAUUUGAAGGACGAGUUGGUAGUGCUUUUACUGGUGAUAUAUCUUUAGAUGACAUCUCAAUGAUUCACGGGUACUGUCCAGGAACACCAGGUUGUGAUUUUGAGGAUCCAUUCCUAUGUGGUUAUUUACAAGAUAGUAGUGAUGAUGACAUCGAUUGGAUCUACUGGCAAGGAUCAACACCUACACCUAACACUGGACCAUCAUUUGAUGUAACUUAUGGAACACAAGCUGGGCAUUAUCUGUACAUUGGAUCGGAGGGAACCGCAUCCAAUAGAGCUAGAUUAAUAUCACCACACAUCUCCAUUAAUAACCCAGAUGAGGUCCAUUGCUGGAGAUAUAACUAUCAUAUGUAUGGAGAUGAUGUCUAUGUUUUAGAAUUAGGGGCCCUCUAUGGUAAUAACAGGUACGAAUUCCUCACAAAUCAUCUAUAUGAUCAAGGGAACAAAUGGCACGAGGGCGCUGUUCAAAUCAGUCUACCAGAAUAUGAUCUGGUGUUUGAUGGAUUACUCGGCAGUGGUCUCCAGAGAGAUAUAGCGAUUGAUGAGAUAACAAUGACAAGAACAAGUUGUGAGGAUUGUGAUUUUGAGUCUGAUUUCUGUGGGUGGGUUAAUGCUGCCAACGGUAGAGAUCAACUUGACUGGCAAAGACAAUCAGGAAGUACUACUACACCACAAACUGGUCCUCUAAAUGAUCACACAACACUCUCAGAUACAGGCUUCUAUAUCUACAUUGAUGGUAGUUUUCCCAGUCGGCCAGGAGACAUUGCUAAGAUCAGUUCAACUGUAUCCCUCGUUACCAGAACUCAUACCUGCUUCUCGUUUUGGUAUAUGAUGCAUGGUCAAGAUAUUGGUGAACUGAGACUGCUGAAAACUGAGGCUGGUUUAGAAGAGACGGUAUGGAGUCUCAAGGGAGAACAAAAUAAUGAUAAUACAGUCUGGAAGCAAGGCAAGAUACAAUACAGUGAUGCUCAAGAUAAAGUCAAGAUGGAGUUCUGGGGAAUCGUUGGAUCAAGUGAUUUGAGUGACAUUGCACUGGAUGAUAUCCAGCUCAUUCCUGGAGAGUGCGAUACCUAUCCUCCAGAAGCAGCUGUUGUUCCAACUACAACGCCAGCACCUCCAACUUCUCCACCACCAUCUGGGACGCAAAGCUGUGACUUUGAAAGCGAUACAUGUGACUUUGUCCAGUCCACUGAUGAUGAUUUUGACUGGAGAAGAGGACAGGGCUCAACCUCAACGUCUGGCACAGGCCCAUCAUAUGAUCACACAAGAGGAGAUGCUUUAGGAUCAUACAUAUACACCGAGGGUUUCUUUGUUAAUAGGAGACAUCGCCUAGAAUCACGCCUUUUCCCCAGUACCAUGAUCUCAUGCGUUACAUUCUGGUAUCACAUGUGGGGAUCCACCAUGGGUGACCUGAAUGUCUACGGUAAGGAGGGAACAGCUCUAGGCCAACCUUUGUGGACUAGAGAAGGUUCUUUGGCAGAUCAAUGGUUUGAAGCACAGGUCCAGUAUGCCCCUAAGGCCAACUACAAGAUUGUUUUUGAAGGACUGACUGGGUCAGGACAACAGAGUGAUAUGGCUCUGGAUGACAUUGAUAUACAACCUGGAUACUGCCCAAUGAGUGAAACCUGCACGUUUGAAAACCCUGACAUCUGUACUUUUAAACAAGACUUUGAUGAUGAGUAUGAUUGGACAUGGUUCAACGGACCAACACCUACAUUGUACACAGGACCUUCUGUAGAUGUAACAUACGGAACUAGCUCUGGACACUAUGUGUAUGCCAGUGCCUAUGAGAGAUUAGAGGGAGAUCGAGCUAGACUACAAUCAAGAGAGAUCAUUCAUGAUACCGAUCAGACAGAGUAUUGUGUGUCAUUCUAUUAUCAUAUGUUUGGGACAGAAAUGGGAACACUCAACAUCCGUCUAAAAGAGGGUAACCAAGAAGUAAGCACACCCUUGUGGACUCAGGGUACAGAAGACCUGAGUGAUCACUGGUACAUGGGAGAGGUCAGCCUGUCUAGCGCCCUCACUUUCAGAGUUGUCUUUGAAGCCAUUAGGGGUUCUGGAGACAUGAGUGAUAUAGCUAUUGAUGAUGUUACCAUUUCUAAUGAAGUCUGCCAUGGUCUAGGUGAUUGUGAUUUUGAAAGUGGAAGCUGUCCAUGGGUGAAUAUUGAUAGAGAUGAUCUAGAUUGGAUAACACAGCAGGGCUCUGCUGGUCAUGAUGGUGUUGGUAGCAGUGAUGAUGGUGGUGGUAAAAAUGAUGAUGAUGAUAGUGAUUGUGUUGGUAGCAGUGAUGAUGGUGGUGGUAAAAAUGAUGAUGGUGAUAGUGUUGGUGUUGGUAGCAGUGAUGAUAGUGGUGGUAAAAAUGAUGAUGAUGAUAGUGAUUGUGUUGGUAGCAGUGAUGAUGGUGGUGAUAAAAAUGAUGAUGAUGAUAGUGAUGGUGUUGGUAGCAGUGAUGAUGGUGGUGGUAAAAAUGAUGAUGAUGAUAGUGAUGGUGUUGGUAGCAGUGAUGAUAGUGGUGGUAAAAAUGAUGAUGAUGAUAGUGAUGGUGUUGGUAGCAGUGAUGAUGGUGGUGGUAAAAAUGAUAAUGAUGAUAGUGAUGGUGUUGGUAGCAGUGAUGAUAGUGGUGGUAAAAAUGAUGAUGAUGAUAGUGAUGGUGUUGGUAGCUGUGAUGAUGGUGGUGGGAAAAAUGAUAAUGAUGAGGAGGAGGAGGUUGGUGAUGGCCACUACCUUUUAGUCGACUCUUUAAUUCCUGCUGCCAUCGGUCUUCAGGCACACCUAAUGCUUGGUGCCCCGUCACUGACUGGAGUUAAAUGUCUUCAGUUCUGGUACAUGAUGUACGGUAUGAACAUGGGUCAGCUCCUGGUCUAUACGUCCCAAGCCUCAGACCUAGCCAAUCGGGACCUGGUUUGGAUGCUGGAGGGCCAGCAAAGGUGGUACGUGUAUGCUGAAGCUGAUAUGGUGCUUCCAGGCUCCAAGGCUCGUCUCUUAUCUCCUCUGGAACACGAGUCUGCUGACUACACGGAAACCUGUCUUGAAUUCUACUAUCACAUGUUUGGUGCAGACAUGGGAAAUUUAUAUGUGUACAUAGAGAGGACCGACUUGAAUGAGACAGAAAUGAUUUUGAAAAGAGGUGGAUCUGAUCAGGGUAAUAACUGGUAUGUUGCUCAGGUCAACAUUGGUAUAGAACCAGGAGUUGGUUUCUAUAGGCUUAUUUUUGAAGCAGUACGAGGUGGUUCUAUAUACAGUGAUAUUGCUAUCGAUGAGAUUAAAUAUCAUAACGGAUCAUGCCCACCUAUUAAAACUUGUGGAUUCGAGUCAAACUUAAUGUGUGGUUGGACGAAUGAGAUCUUAUAUGAUAUGUUUGACUGGUCUAGAAACACAGCCUCUUCCUUACGACUAGAUCUUGGGGACCAUACCAAUGGUGUUCCAUCUGGAUACCUGAUAUAUGCCAACCAAGGGAUUCCACGGGUUCCGGGAGACUUUGCAACCUUGCUCAGUCCCACAUACUCUGCUACGGCUACAGGAGAUUGUUUUUCUUUCUGGUAUCACAUCCACGGAGAGAGCGAUGUGGGUAGACUCCGUGUGUAUGAAAGGAUAGAUGGAAACCUUGAAGGUCCUUAUUGGAGUUCAACCGGUGUGAAUGAAGGGGACAACUGGUGGAAAGCAUCAGUCACUCUCAAAUCAAAGUCUCAAUUUCAGAUUGCUGUGGUAGGUGAUGUUGGGAAUGACCCUAAUUCUGAGCUGGCUAUUGAUGAUUUCAAAGUUGAAGAGCAGCCUUGUGCACCCAGGGGUUCCUGUGACUUUGAGAAGGAUUACUGUAGUUGGAUGAAUGAUGUAUCUGGUGACGAUGAGGAUUGGGUGAGACUCAAUGGGGCUUCUACCGGUGGUGGAACAGGUCCAGUCAAGGACCACACCUUAGGGGCAAUGUUGGGUUCCUUCUUGUACACUGACUCAGUUGUUUUUGCGGCUGGUGAGAAGGCAUGGCUAUUGAGUGAGGUUUAUCAAGCUGGGGAUUCUUGCUUCUCAUUCUGGAUUCAUAUGAAUGGUCCGGGUAAUAAGACUUUGAAUCUUUACACCGAGGACCAGUCUAACUAUGUGAAGGACCUCACUUGGACCCGGUCUGUGAACCUAGGUGAUCGUUGGGUCCAAGGCCUGGUCUCACUCUCAAAUCCUGAUGUAUAUAGAAUCAUCAUAGAAGCUCUGUAUGAUGAUGAUGAUGAUGGCAGUAUAGCUCUUGAUGAUACCAUGCUUGCUGAGGGGGGACUCUGUAAUGAGAGUAGUGUUGCUAAUUGUGAUUUUGAAGAUGACAUGUGCGGCUAUGAGCAAGCCGAUGAUGAUGAUUUCGAUUGGACGAGAAACCAAUGGAGGACACCUUCAGAUAACACAGGACCUACCUAUGAUCAUACUACCAUGACAUCUGAGGGUUGGUAUAUGUACAUGGAGUCAUCGAGUCCUAAUCUACAAGACAUGGAAACCCGUCUCAUCAGCCCACUCAUUGAUCUCACAACAAGACUAUGUCUUCAUUUCUGGUAUCAUAUGUUUGGACGUGAAGUGGGGACGUUGAAUGUCCUCACUCUUCGUAAGUCAGCUAAACCAUCAGACAUUGGGUCAGUUGUGUGGACUCGGAGCGGUCAAGUGGGUGACCAGUGGAUGGCAGGGACACUAGUCGUUGGAGAACCAGAGUCGUUCAGGUUGGUGUUCCAAGGAGUCGUAUCUGGUUAUGAGGGUGAUAUAGCCAUUGAUGAUAUCAGCAUGUAUUCAGGAGAUUGCCAAAGAACAUUGAGUUGUGAGUUUGAGGAUCCACAGAUCUGUGGUUACGUUCAAGACUCUAUCACCGAUGAAUUUGAUUGGACAUUCUGGUCUGGAGACACGCCCACUUCAUACACAGGACCCUCUGUUGACGUCACAUACGGAACAAGCUUUGGUCAUUACAUGUACACUGAGUUAUCUGGAAGACAUAGUUUGGGCGAGUCUGCAAAGCUUAUAAGCCCUCAUGUUUCCAUGGAAACCACCCAAACGGUCUGUUGGAGGUAUUACUACCAUAUGUUUGGUCGAGAUGCCGGAGCUUUUACCGUUGCAUACCGCAACAAAGAUUUUGUUCAGAUCACCGUAGCACAAUACCAUGGGAGCCAGGGCAAUGAAUGGAUUGAAGGGCAAGUAGAGGUGACUGAAAACGGAUACGAGAUGAUAUUCAUUGGUACUUAUUACAACGGUGAUGAAGGUGAUAUUGCUUUAGACUCGGUUUCCAUGACACCAGGUCGAUGUAUUGACUGUGAUUUCGAAAGCAGCUGGUGUGGAUGGGUGAACUCUAAUGGAGAUGAUUUUGAUUGGGUGAGAUGGAGGGGGGAAGCAGCGACACCUUCCACCGGUCCUUCAUACGAUCAUACAAAACAAAAUGAAGCAGUGACCCUAGAAAGCUUGGUGAGGUAG